Molecule: messenger RNA, 1830 nt
Organism: Rhizopus microsporus ATCC 52813
Lineage: Eukaryota; Fungi; Mucoromycota; Mucoromycetes; Mucorales; Rhizopodaceae
Exons: 7
Coding region: 75-1673 (532 amino acids)
Biological process (GO): mRNA cis splicing, via spliceosome
Cellular component (GO): precatalytic spliceosome
Molecular function (GO): RNA binding
Source: RefSeq, a predicted model, not a curated record
CUUUGGUACAAGGCUUUCUCUGUCUGUUCUGCGUUUAAACUUGUAUUUUCCUUUUUCUUUUCCUUCUUGAUAAUAUGUCUUUUUCCCUGUACGGUUCUCUUCCACCUUCAAAGACUGAAAAGAAAGAUGAAGCGGCUAAACAAAGACAAGAUGCUCAAAGCUCAUCACUAUAUUCACUCUAUUCAUCUUUACCUCCUCCUGAGACUAACCAGGUUUCUACCUCUUCUUCCUCUUCUGUUGCCACUACUGCUACUGCUGUAAACACAUCUUUUACAGAAGCACCAACAGCGCCGAUAGUACCAGUACCAGUUGUACCAGUUACAGCUCAUCCUACUCCUCAAGGCUGGUCAGCUAUCAACAAAUUCAGGCCUGUUUUACGUCGGCCUACUAUUCAAGCAAAGCCGAAAAUAAACAGAUCAGUUAUUCCAGCUGGAGCUACUAUAGUAUCAGUGGAAACAGUAAACAAAGAAAAGACAGAUAAAGCACUUGACAAUACCAUUGUUCAGCAAGAGACAAAAGCAACAAGUACUAUUGAUCUAGGUGCGAUCCCUCUUUUAUCGACGCCUGAUGACGUGAAUGGAUUUCGUUCUAUUCAAAAACCAAAGAAAAAGGGAAAGAAGAAGAAUAUGACCAACAAUCAACCUCAACCUAUUGUAUUCAACAUGCUGGAAGACUAUGACCCACAUCGUCCUAAUGACUAUGAGCAAUAUAAAGAAGAACGUAAAGAUCUUCGCGAAAGGCAAAAGAGGCAAAGAGACUGGGAAAAAAAACAGGCACAACGAUCUAAUCUAUCCUUGUCAAGAUCUCGGUCAAGGUCAAGGUCAAGGUCACCUUCUUAUGCUCGUUCAUAUUCUCGUUCAUAUUCCCGUUCAUAUUCUCGUUCACGAUCAAAAUCUCGAACUCCUUCCCCAACACCAAGCUCACAAGUACCUAAAUAUCGUGGAACAAGUUUGUCAGCAUACAACCAAUCUUUUGUACCUCUACCCUCCACAUCACCAGCAAAGAUAGAUCUAAAUGAAACAGCAGAGGACGUUUAUAAACGAAGAUUGAUGCUCAGUCAACAACAGCAGCAACAACAAAUGCAUAGAGAGCCACAGUCGCCUAUAGAGUUACCACAAUCAAAACCAGAUGAUGCAAGACUAGCUACAGUUCAAAACAUUGCAAGGAAAGUAUUAGCAAAAUAUGGUUGGCAAGAAGGUCAAGGACUUGGUAAAGAAGGAGAAGGCAUAAAAGAGGCUCUACAAGUGAAACCUAUUGGACAUGGUAACGGUGUCAUUAUCGAUAGUUCUACACAAAAAGCAGUGAAUAUUCCUGGAAAGAAGGAAGUGAAAGAAAAAAUGACGAGGACUGUCAUGCUAACAAAUAUGGUUGGACCAGGCGAAGUAGAUGACAUGCUACAAGUAGAAACAGCAGAAGAGUGCUCAAAGUAUGGCAAAGUGGAAAGAUGCUUGAUAUUUGAAGUACCUCGUGGAAAAGUACCUGAUGAUAAAGCUGUUCGUAUAUUUGUAAAGUUUACAGACAUAGAAGCAGCAAAAAGGGCUGUCCAAGACUUGAAUGGUAGAUAUUUUGAUGGAAGAAUUGUAUCAGCGACUUUCUAUGAUACAAGAAGAUUUGACAAAUUAGAUUUAGCCCCCUCAAAGGAGGAAUUAACGGCAGCAUUACAAACAGAGUGAAAGUAUAUUAAUAAACAAAAGACUCUUUUUUCUGGCUGUUUUCUCUUACUGUUGUAUAUAAACACUAUAUCUCGAUAGCCCACAAAUGCUUUACAUGAGAUUAUGAAUGAUAUGCCUCAUUUUAAAGAAAUACAAUUAUAAUAAAAAAACAUCAUAG